AUGGUGGACGAGCCGGGCGCGGACGUCCGUGGGAGCACCAGGGAGGGGCCAGAACCUCAGGAGCGGCGCCAGGCGGGCGCGGACCACGAACGGAACGCCAAACGCGGGUCCGGCCCCAGACAGCUGCCACGACCACAGAUGGUGGACGAGCCGGGCGCGGACGUCCGUGGGAGCACCAGGGAGGGGCCAGAACCUCAGGAGCGGCGCCAGGCGGGCGCGGACCACGAACGGAACGCCAAACGCGGGUCCGGCCCCAGACAGCUGCCACGACCACAGAUGGUGGAUGAGCCGGGCGCGGACGUCCGUGGGAGCACCAGGGAGGGGCCAGAACCUCAGGAGCGGCGCCAGGCGGGCGCGGACCACGAACGGAACGCCAAACGCGGGUCCGGCCCCAGACAGCUGCCACGACCACAGAUGGUGGACGAGCCGGGCGCGGACGUCCGUGGGAGCACCAGGGAGGGGCCAGAACCUCAGGAGCGGCGCCAGGCGGGCGCGGACCACGAACGGAACGCCAAACGCGGGUCCGGCCCCAGACAGCUGCCACGACCACAGAUGGUGGACGAGCCGGGCGCGGACGUCCGUGGGAGCACCAGGGAGGGGCCAGAACCUCAGGAGCGGCGCCAGGCGGGCGCGGACCACGAACGGAACGCCAAACGCGGGUCCGGCCCCAGACAGCUGCCACGACCACAGAUGGUGGACGAGCCGGGCGCGGACGUCCGUGGGAGCACCAGGGAGGGGCCAGAACCUCAGGAGCGGCGCCAGGCGGGCGCGGACCACGAACGGAACGCCAAGCGCGGAUCCGGCCCCAGACAGCUGCCACGACCACAGAUGGUGGACGAGCCGGGCGCGGACGUCCGUGGGAGCACCAGGGAGGGGCCAGAACCUCAGGAGCGGCGCCAGGCGGGCGCGGACCACGAACGGAACGCCAAACGCGGGUCCGGCCCCAGACAGCUGCCACGACCACAGAUGGUGGACGAGCCGGGCGCGGACGUCCGUGGGAGCACCAGGGAGGGGCCAGAACCUCAGGAGCGGCGCCAGGCGGGCGCGGACCACGAACGGAACGCCAAACGCGGGUCCGGCCCCAGACAGCUGCCACGACCACAGAUGGUGGACGAGCCGGGCGCGGACGUCCGUGGGAGCACCAGGGAGGGGCCAGAACCUCAGGAGCGGCGCCAGGCGGGCGCGGACCACGAACGGAACGCCAAACGCGGGUCUGGCCCCAGACAGCUGCCACGACCACAGAUGGUGGACGAGCCGGGCGCGGACGUCCGUGGGAGCAACAGGGAGAGGCCAGAACCUCAGGAGCAGCGCGAGGCGGGCGCGGACCGCGAACGGAACGCCCGAGACAGGACGGGCCUCAGACAGCUGCCACAGAUGGCGACCAAGUCGGGCGCGGACGUCCGAGGGAACACCGGGGGAGAGACAACACCUUACAAGCAGCGCCAAGCCACACCGCCACCGCAGCCGCAUCCUUGGACUCUGCGCGGCGCAGUAACCACUGUUUGUGCCCGUGCGGUCCGCUCGCGGCAGCCGCAGUUGAUGAUGCCCGCGGACACGUCCGGCCGCCGGCGGGCACGUACGCUAAAAGGGCCGCGCCGGGACGCCGACAGCUGCGCCGUGGCGCGCGUGACGUCACAGGCGCCGUGUCAACAUUUAAUGGUGCCCGCGCCGCGCGGCGCUGCGCUGUCGCGGUCUGCAUAA
Molecule: messenger RNA, 1701 nt
Organism: Schistocerca piceifrons (Central American locust)
Lineage: Eukaryota; Metazoa; Arthropoda; Insecta; Orthoptera; Acrididae
Product: eukaryotic translation initiation factor 3 subunit A-like
Exons: 2
Coding region: 1-1701 (566 amino acids)
Source: RefSeq, a predicted model, not a curated record